GGUUUUUAUAAUCCUUACACUUUCUUCAAUCAAACUUUUCUCUUUCUUUCUUUCUUUCUUACUUUUACAUAGACCUAUUUUAAUUCAUUCUUGAAAAUGCCUUUUACAACAACAAUGAACUCUAAUAAUCAAGACAUGUUUGCUGCUACUUGUUGGCAAAAAGUUUAUUUGGAAGAUAAAAACCAAUCAAACUCAACAGAUGUACCAUGGAAUGAAUUCAACCAAGACUUGAGCUUUUUGUAUACAUUAGAUAAAGACAUAGGCAGCACAAGUAAUAAGGCUGUCGAACGCAAGUAUUCAGAUACUUUCGUAGCCACAACAAUCGAUCCAGAAUCACCCUCGUCCUCUAUUGUGACAGAGGAUGUGAUACUUUUCAACCACCCCUUUCGACGCUAUUCUUCACUGGAACUAGAGUCAGAAACCACAAGUCAGUUUGGACUCGGGUACCAUCCACCACCUCCCAUGCAUCCUUAUCAAGUUCAGCCCACCCUUACUUAUUUUAGCCUACCAGCAUCAGAUACAUCGUUCUCUCCAUGUCAAAUCAGCUGGCAACAAAACACAUUUUCAAAAGACACGCUUGUCUCUCAUGCUUCCAACACGCCCAUAUGUCAAGCAACAAAAAAGCGCUGUGUAGAAGAUGUGUCACCUACUAUUGUACCUAGUUUCAGUGAACCUAUUCCAAUCAGCACAGAUCCUUGGGCUCCAUCAAGUAUCUAUCGUAAACGAACCAAGUCUGUUCGUGAACUCAAUGGGUUUACUGCUUGUGAUAGUCAUGGCAGCAACACACAUAUGCUCUAUCCAUCGUAUAUUCCCACUCAAGAGAACGAUAGCAUACCUUAUACUAGUUCCCCCAUGGUGCCUACACCACCAUCCAUCAUCACAGCAACAGAAGAGAAGCAAUCCUAUAUGUUGCCCAAUAGUCACUUUGUAUCAGAUGGUAUGCCACGUCGUCAAAAGCUUCGUUAUGAUGGAGACUAUUACACACCUAAAUGGGUUCGCUAUACAGGUCAUCUCAAGGAAGGCUACUGUGAUAGUUGUCAUCCUGGAAAAUGGCUACAGCUCAAAAACAGUGCUUAUUGGUACCACAAGCAGUUUUGUCAUGGAAUUUCUUCUGUCUCUGGCAAACCAUUCAUGAAGCCUUUAGACCAACGUAUGGGCAAAGGUGACAUGAUUGAAGGCCUUUGUCACCAAUGUCGUCACUAUGUACCCGUCUGUAACGGAAAAAAGAAGAACAACUACAUGUUAUGGUAUCGCCACGCUCAUAAGUGUCACUUGUAUGAAAAACCAAAAGUAACACCUAAAAAACCUUCGAGAAGAUUAUCUGAUGAUGAUGCUUCAUGGUUAAAAUAAACUUUAUGCAUUGACUUUUUUUCUACUAUACAUGUUACGCCUUGGUCUUUGUAGGCGAGGCCUUGCUUCGUCCCAAGGACCAUGGAUUUCACUUGAAAAG
Molecule: messenger RNA, 1450 nt
Organism: Gilbertella persicaria
Lineage: Eukaryota; Fungi; Mucoromycota; Mucoromycetes; Mucorales; Choanephoraceae
Exons: 5
Coding region: 97-1350 (417 amino acids)
Source: RefSeq, a predicted model, not a curated record